This is a messenger RNA of Lymnaea stagnalis (great pond snail), 5777 nucleotides long. NCBI's taxonomy places the organism in Eukaryota, Metazoa, Mollusca, Gastropoda, Lymnaeidae. The record is from the annotation of a GenBank genome assembly.
AUCCAAGAAUGAUAACUCUUCUAUGGUCAGCUGAUUGAGACACUAACCGUGGUGUUAAGAUUUUUUUACAAAAACAUCGUAGAAGGAAGUUUAUAACAAUAAUAUUAGUAGACUAUUUAAAAUGUAAGUCUAUGCAUAUUUAUUCGUUAAUAUUUAGUAUUCCUUUUUUUUUAAAGUCCAUAGUGAUAGCAAUAAUUUAAUUAAUUUAGGCUUAGGAAGACCAGACCUAAAAUCUGACUGAUACAGCUUCAGGCUUCAGACAUUUCAGUUAAUCAAGUUAAUGAGUUAAUUAAUUGAGUUAACUUGAGUUUAAGUUAACAAACUAAGUGAAGACGACUAAAUUUAAAAUAAAGCUAAAGUUAACUUUUUAACUGAGUAAAUCACAACAAAGUUACGAUAAAUAAAUUUUAUAAAUGGAUAUACGGUACCCGUAUCAGUUUCAUAUAUUUAUUCCAAUAUUCAAUAUUGGCAAUAUUUAUCAAUAUUAAUUAAUCUGUAAUAUCUGUCAUUUUAAAUGACUCAUUUAAUGUAUUUAUUGUCAUUGAAUUGUACUUGUACUCCACUCACUAAUCACUAUGAUAUGAAAUAAAUGAAUGAGAAUGUGAUUAAUUAAAUUAUGGUAUCAAUAAAUUGAAUUAUGGCUUAUGGGCUAGGCCAUAGCAAAAUGAAAUGAUUAUGACAUAACGCAUGGAUACAACAAAGUAUAAAUAAGUAUAUUAGUAUAUAAUAAUAAUAUUAGUUUUAGUUUAGUAGGCAGGCUAUUUAAAAUGUAAGUUUUUAAUUUUCAUGCAUGUUAUAUUUAAUUUAUUUGUGACAUUUUUAUUACCGGUACUAAUUAUAUUUAAUUAUAAUAACUUUUUUGUAAAAGUAAAUUGCAUUUUAAUUAAUUUAGGCAGACCAGACUUAAAAUAUUUAAUAAUAUUUGUAUUAUUAUAAUUAUUGAAAUUAAUAUUAUCUUUCUCUAUGUUUUUUUUAAAAUGUACUCACUGUCACUGUGAAUCACUGAAUUUGAUUACAGUAUGAGAGUGAUCAGUACAAUGAAUUCAAUGAUAACUCUGAUGAUAGGGCAAAAUGAAAGGAUGAAUCAUUAAUGGAUACAAAUUUGCAAGCACAUGACUAUGACUAUGAAGGGAUGAUUCAGAGUCUUAAAAAAUAAUUUCACGUAGGCCUCAUUAUGAACGGAUGCCAUAUGAAUAUUUCAAUAAUCAUAAUUGAAUUGUCAUAAAAUAAUGAUAUUGAUAAACCUUAGCAUUUUAUACACACUACACAGCAUGUGUUUUGAGGUUGCAUCAAUUAUGUGACAAAUUUAUAACAAAUAAAGGGAGGGUGUCAAAAUUUUGCCAAAAUAGUAUGAUGUCAUUUUUGGAUGGCUCCCAACACCAUAACAUUUACAGUUUAAAUUAAAUGCUAAGCAGUCUAGGAACUAUUAUUGCCCCAAUCUAAGACUACUUAUUAUCUAUUGGCAAAUAGGAUACUGAAUCUAUAAUAAUAAUAUUAUUAUAAUAUAAAGGCUGUUAUUUCUAUUAUACUUAUAUUGCUUUUAACGUGGUUUUGAAAAAUAAACGUUCUCAGAGCACGUAUAUUAAGAGAUAUUUUUUACAUAAGUUAGUUGAAAACAAACUAUUUUUAACAAAAAUCCAAGACUCCCUUCAAAAUGCCAACAUAUACUCAAAAACUUAAUAGCUAUUCUAACCACACAACACAAUGAUUCACUGAAUGAUUGGCUAGUGACCAGUUUUAGGGAACAACAAAAACUCAGACAGAGAUAUUCAAGACUGAAAACAAUAUGUGCAAUGCAAUCUAAAGAAACCUCCUUUUAUUUGGAUCAAUAAAUUAAAAGCAUCUUGUCUUUAUUGAAUGAAUUAAAAAUGUUGCACCCAAGUGUAUUUUAACCAAAAUUGUCCAUUGAGCUUGUUUUACUAAUGUAGUCAAGUUGUUGGACUGUUUUGAUUUUUAAUGCAUCAGGUUAAGUAUGAAAUAUUUUUUGCUUAGGGCUAGAGCAAGUACCAGAAGAGGUAACGAUCAACUUGACCAUCUUCAGAAUGAAGUUACUGAAGUCACCUCAUUAUUAAAGGAUAAUGUUGAAAAAGUACUAGAAAGAGGUGAACGAAUCGAUACCCUUCAAUCCAGAUCAGGUAAUGAGUAAAUGUGAAUAGCCAGGUCUAUUAUGUGACUUCUUUUUCUUGUUUGUAUAAUUAGUAGUUUUAAUUGUUAUAGUUAAAAAAUCACUAUUAUUAUAUGUGUCAUUUGAUCAUAAGUAUUAUGUUUGUUUUUUUUGGUUUUCUUUUUUAUAGUAAAAUUUGCUUUUUAAAAAGUUGUUUUUUCUCCAUUUACACCACGGUUUGACUUGAAAGAUUCUUUAAUACGAAGUCCACUUUAAUGGAUUGAAAUAUAAAAUUGCUGUAAUAAUUAUAAAAAUAUCCACUUCUUCGUAACAUUUAAUGCAAGUUAUCACUGAAUAGCUGGUAAAUUUAUCAAUGUUUUUAUUUUUUGAUAUUUUUUAUCUUCUCUUAGAGGAUCUAGAAAGCAGCUCUUCUCAUUUCAAGAGAUCCGCAGUCCAAUUAAAAAAGAAAAUGUGGUGGAAAAAUUGCAAGAUGAUGUGUAUAUUGGGCUCAGUUGUGUUUGUGAUCAUUGCUGUGAUCAUCAUUGUUAUUCUGGGUAAGUGCACCAUAAUCUAACAUGGCAUAUAUGCAAGCUUCUGCAAAUUUGGAUAGCUAAGGAUUUUUGUUAUUAUGUUUUGACAAAAUUAGAGAGAAUUUUACUUCAGGCUAUUUAUAAAAUUGUCUCAACAUUGUCUUUUAUUUAUGUAUGGAACUUCACUUUUAAUUAUAUUAUUUAUUUAAGAAAUGUUUGAGUGUAAAAAUGAACUACUUAUAUGUAUAUAUUCUCCAAGCAAUAGAAGGGUUUUUUUUUGUUUUUUCUCUUCUGAAUUAUAUGUUUGGUUUUUGGUUUUUACAGUGGAAACGAAGCCUUGGGAAUCAUCUGGAGGAGAUCAUCACAAUACAAGUACACCCAAAACUCUCAGUGCACCAUAAGGCAUUGGAUUGUUGGUUUGUUCACUGCCCUGUCAACACCAGUAAACGAAACCAUUUUCUUUUGUCACUGAGAGACUAUGUACUAAGUUUAUAAAUUUAAGCCGGCUUAUUAAAUAUCCACUUGGCAUAAAAUAUCUUCAACAUGUCAAAAAGGACUUGCCAACAUUCCUAUUUUUACUCUUCAUAAUAGCAGACUAUAUUUUGCUAUUUUAGGAGACAAAUGAGAGAACCUAUUUCAUACUUUAUUUCAAUGACACUUGGCCCACUUGACCUCCUGUUUGCAAACAUUGUCCUUAACUGUAUGUGUCAGUAGUAUUUGUUAUGUGCAAUGAUAUUUUACAAGUAAAGGCUAAUAAGCAAGCUGUGUAAAUAUUUAUUAACUCAGUCCUUAAUCAUUAUAUGUCAAAUAUCACUUUUCUGUAGACAAAUAAACAUACAAGUAAAAAAAUAAAAUAAUAAAAUGUAAAUAUCAUCAUUUUUUUUCUUUGACAUUUUUUCCCCUUAACUUGUAACUAUUUAUGACACUGUUUGUUCCAUUACAUUUCUGCUAUAUAAAAAAAUAAUAUUUUUAUCUCAAUUAUUUAACAAAUUUAAAUCUUUAGAAGUAGUAAAACGUUAUUUUGGUUGAACCAAAUUUGAAGAAGGCUUUAAUCAUCUUCGUAACAGUAAACCGCUUUCAAAGCUUUGAAACAUGACAGCAUAAAUUUUCCAAGAUAAACUUAAGAAUUUUUAUACAUAUGGAAAAUCUGUUGCAUAAAAAAACUAGUUUCUAUUUUAAGUUAUUGUUUUAAAUGAAAGUUAAUUAAAAUAGGAUUCUAUUACUUUACCAGCCCUAAAUGGGGGAUCAAAAUACUGAAAAGCAUGAAAAAACUGUCCUUUACUUAUCUUGCUAAUUUUUUCUUUAUGUAUGAAUUUUAAUUUUAAAAAAUUAUAAUUAUAAAUUCCAUGUAAAUGUCUAAGGCUUUUGUAUUUUUGUGCACAUCAAUAUUCAUACAAUUUUAUUAGUGUUUCAUUGUUUGUGGCAACCAAUUGACACAUACAACCGGAGAGUAAAUUGGUGUUCAUCUCCUCUAAAAAUAGGGAGAUCCCAUAUUUGUGUGAAAAUGUCUGUUUCAAUACACAGGCUUUUAAGUGAUUUUCUCAUUAUAAUUCUAGGCAGCAGAAUGGAAAGGGUAUUAAACUUCAUAUAACCAGGACUAGAGUCAACUUUAUAAUUAUUUUUUAUUGCAAUCCUAAUCAACUUAUCUUUCUAAACCCUAAAUUCACUGAAUAAGUUAUCUCUAUUUAAUAAAAUGUAGAUUAAUCGUAUAGCAUUUAAAAUUCUAAAAGUUGGAAAAAAUCAACCAUAUUUUUUAGCUCAAAAUUUUUUACCAUCACAAAUAAAGAAAAAAUUAAGAAAAAGUUAAGAAAAAAUAGAAGACAUGUAACCUGUUGAAAUUAAUAUCAAUGUUUAGUUUAUUUCUUUAUGAUGGUUAAGGAAAUUCCUAAUCCAUAUUUUUACAUAUUUUUUGUUUAACCCUUUUGGGUUAUUAUUUUUUUUUUUUUAGGGAUAACUUAAGAUAUUUUACCAUAUCACAAUAUUCUAUAAUGAAUAAAAUUUUAAUCUAUGAAAAUAAAUUAUUUACAUUGCUAUAUUAGUGUCAAACUCUAAAUGGCUUGUUGUAUUUACUAUACUUAAUUAAUUGUAAUAAAAUCUGUGUACCCUGACUUAUUAUGAUGAGUACAGAAAUAUAUUUUGUAUGGGCUGACGUAUUCGACCCUUCAUACUUUUAUUCUUUCAAGCAACAAAAUCAACAAUGUUUGAAAUAAAUAAAAUUUUGAUGAUACUUUCUUUUUAUAAAUAUUAGUCUCACCUAUUCCCAUGGCCAUCUCUUAUACCUCCAUCCAUGGGUGUCCUGCCCUCUUAUCUUUUAGACCACUGUUUUUAAUCAAAGCUUUACAAAUUAUGACCCCAAAUAAUAUUUCAUUCCUAUUAAAAUACCUCACAAUGGAGUUGUGCUCAUUCCAUCAUAUAUUUGCUUGAUAAAAAUAUUUGUGGUCAUUGUUUAUAUCAAUUGAUUGAAGUUUCCUUCAGCGGAACCUCUUUUUGUCUAGAAACUACACACCAUUUAUAGGUGAAAUCAUGAACAGUAGCAUAAUGAAUAGGUGUGGACCUUCUGAUGAGGUUUUAGGAUGCUUCUUCAGACAUGCAUGGUGGACAUUACAAUUAUCAGACCUGUUGCUCAGCACCAUAUAUUGAAUUACAGUUAGGCCUUGGCUGACUUUUUUCUUUGGUUCCCCUGCACUAUGGUGGACAUUACAAUUAUCAGACCUGUUGCUCAGCAACAUAUAUUGAAUUACUGUUAGGCCUUGGGUGACUUUUUUUUUUUUUUUUGUUCCCCUGCACUACAAGCCAUUUUUACUUGUGUUUUUUGUAAUUGUUUUUUUAAUGUUGGCUGAGAUUAUGGCUUGCACCAGCUAAACAAACAGUAUGGAAUGUCUUUCAGUUGUAUGUAGCAUUAAAUGAGCCUGGAAAGAAAAUAUUUAUAUUUUCUAUGACAGUUGAUAACUUUUUUCCAUCCCAGUGAUGUGUUGAACCAUUGACAUACUCAGGAUUGUCUUUAAAUGUACAAAAGUCUUUAAUUUAUUCUUCAAAAUUUCAUUCGGUUAAACAAUUUUUACUAUAAAGAAAGUACAUCCAAAAGAUCACUGAUUCUUAUGAAGAAAUAUGUUUGCAAGUAUCAUUUCAGAGGACACGGGAAA